AUGAUUCCAAAGUUUGAGCAUAUUCUGAACGCGAUUGAGGAUGCUAAAGAUAUAACAACAAUGAUAGUCAAGUCAUUGUCUAGUUCAUUGAAAGCACAUAAAUUGAGGUUUAGUGACAAUGACAACAAAUUUGAGAAUUCGUUGGAACAACAUCUUCAAGUGCAAGCCUCUAUCGCUCCACUGCUGUUCUGUGUAACAAGAAGUAACCCUCAGCUUAUUGUGCCAUCAACCUCCACACCUCAUGAACAUAAACCGCUUUCCGAUAUCGAUGAUCAAGGCACCAUUCGAGUUCAUAUUCCAGUUUUGAUGUUUUACAGGAACAGUGUUGAAAGGAGAGGGGAAGAUCCAGCAAUGGCUAUCAAAGAAGGGUUAGCUAAAGCACUUGUUUUCUACUAUCCCUUGGCUGGUAGGAUUUUUGAAGGGGAGAAUGGAAAACUGAUUGUGAAUUGCAAUGGGAAAGGGGUUUUGUUUGUUGAAGCAAAAGCGAAUGUUAAGCUUGAGCAGCUAAGUGAGAAAUCCAUGCAGCCACCAUGUCCAUACUUGAAGCAACUCCUCAACAAUGUGCCUGGCUCCAAAGGGAUCAUUGAUUGCCCUCUCCUACUUAUUCAAGUAAUCCGUUUUACUUGUGGUGGCCUUGCAUUGGGAAUUCGGUUCAACCAUACCAUGAUGGAUGCCCAAGGGUUCAUUCAGUUUGUAACUGCAGUGAGUGAACUUGCAAAGGGUGCUUCAGCUCCUUCAACAUUUCCGAUUUGGGAGAGAGGCCUCUUAACUGCAAGGCCAACUCCAACCAUCACCUACGAACACAACGAGUUCAAGGAUUUUGAUCUAUCCAAGACUUCAAGAAAAAAUAUAUGUCACUCCCUCUUGAUCAAACGUUCUUUCACUUUUGGCUCAAGAGAGUUGCAAGCUAUCAAGGACCAAUGCCCUUCAAGUACCACAUUCGAGGCACUUUCUGCGUGCUUAUGGAAAUGUCGUACCAUUGCUCUCCGACCAGAUCCUAAUUCAAUAGUGCUAUUGACCAUUAUUGUCAAUAUACGAGAAAAGUUGCAAGACUCGAAACUGCCACUUGGAUACUAUGGUAAUGCAAUCGUAUCCCCUGCCACCAUUUCUAAAGGUCGGUAUUUGAGUGGUGAUCACAUUCUAUACGAUAUAGAUGUGAGAUUGCCUGGUGAGGUGCCGAUUAAAGCCGAUCGUACUGGCAUCUCAAAUUAUUCCCCAUUUCCCGGCCUUGUUUUAGGCCGUAGGCUCGCGGUGGCCAAGACGCACAUUUGCUAUCCGUUUGGACCUAUGAUGUCACUCAUCCGGGUCCAUAAUGUCAAGAGUGCUUUGGCAUCAACGCUUCAAGGGCUUGAUGAGAGGGUUACAGACCUGGCCUUCUUUGCAGAGGAUGUUCACCUUUUGGCUAGUGCAAGUGUUAAUGGGCGGGUUUAUAUAUGGAAAAUAACUGAGGAUGAGAACGACAAGCACGAGCCAGAAAUAACAAGCCAGAUAGUCAUUGCUAUUCAAAUUGUGGGAGAAGGAGAAUCUUUUCACCCACGAGUCUGUUGGCAUUGCGAAAAACAGGAAAUUCUUAUUGUUGGGAUUGGAAAAAGAGUUCUGAAAAUUGAUACCACACACAUUGGAAAAGGUGAAGUAUUUACAGCGAAAAGACCGCUGAGGUGUCCAGUUGACUGCUUGGUUGAAGGUGUCCAGCUUGUUGGUACUCAUGAUGGAGAAGUGACUGAUUUAUCGAUGUCUCAGUUGAAGACCACCACUCUUCUUGUAUCUGCUUCAGUAGAUGGCAUGAUAAAGAUUUGGGAGGAUCUCAAAUCAACCCCAAUUGCUGUACUGAGGCCACAUGAUGGCCAGCCUGUAAAUUCUGUUACAUUUUUUCGUCCUCCAGACAGCCCUAAGCACAUCGUACUAAUUACUGGGGGCCCACUUAAUCGAGAAGUGAAGAUAUGGUCAUCAGCAAGUGAAGAAGGCUGGUUGGUUCCAAGUGAUGCUGAGCCAUGGCACUGUACACAGACAUUAGAGCUGAAGAGUUCAGCUGAAACUCAAGUUGAAGACGCAUUUUUUAAUCAAGUUGUGGCUUUUCCACGAGCUGGUUUACUCUUAUUAUCAAAUGCCAAAAAGAAUUCUAUAUAUGUAGUGCACCUAGAAUAUGGUCCUAACCCGGCAGCCACAAGGAUGAAUUACAUUGCUGAAUUUACUGUUACUAUGCCAAUACUUAGUUUCACUGGGACAAGGGACCUACUGCCAUGUGAACAUGUAGUUCAGGUGUAUUGUGUUGAAACACAGGCUAUUCACAACUAUGCUCUGGACUUAUCACAGUGUUUACCUCCUCCAUUGGACAAUGUUGUGCUUGAGAGGUCAGAAUCUAGUACUGAACAAGAAUUUAAUACUUAUGUUGAUGCUUUAUGGGUUCGUCAUCUUCAAGAAGAAAGUGCAAAGCAGGAAAAGUUAUUAUGUGAGGACCUGCCAGGGCGGGUAAAAGAUAUAGUGAAGAAGGAAUUAAGUGCCUUUGUAGAGGCGAUAACACCCGUUAUAGAGAAAACAGUGUCCAAAGCUAUUUCAGAAGCUUUUCAGAAACAGAAGGGUGUUGGUGAAAACAAUCAAGUCUAAACUUCAAAAUUUUGGCAAGCAAGCUCUUUAGGAAUAACAGCGAUGGAAGAUCAAAGCAAAGUUUAUGGGUGCAUUUGCCGACGUUUCCCGGAGAGUCUCAAAGUAGAAAUGGGAGGAGUUUCAAAGUUCGGGCAGCAGAUUGUCUUGUUCGCAGGCAAUUGUGAAGAAGUUCAAACUAUAGACUUGUCAUUUGGUCAUUUCUUUGCAAGUGUGGUCUUUUUUAAAGCCUGUUUGGUCUUUUUUAGACUUGGUCAUUUUUAUAACAAGUUUGGUCAUUUUUUAGACUGUCA
Ipomoea triloba (trilobed morning glory) is the source of this 2894-nucleotide messenger RNA. Its product is annotated as enhancer of mRNA-decapping protein 4-like. The coding region runs from base 1 to 2604 and encodes 867 amino acids. Gene Ontology annotation, cellular component: P-body. Gene Ontology annotation, molecular function: protein binding. The record is from RefSeq and is a predicted model, not a curated record. Lineage: Eukaryota; Viridiplantae; Streptophyta; Magnoliopsida; Solanales; Convolvulaceae. Gene Ontology annotation, biological process: deadenylation-independent decapping of nuclear-transcribed mRNA. The transcript has 12 exons.